Phaeodactylum tricornutum CCAP 1055/1 is the source of this 2136-nucleotide messenger RNA. RefSeq lists its product with no specific name. Gene Ontology annotation, molecular function: DNA binding; ATP binding; DNA ligase (ATP) activity. Lineage: Eukaryota; Bacillariophyta; Bacillariophyceae; Surirellales; Neidiaceae. The record is from RefSeq and is a predicted model, not a curated record. The transcript has 2 exons. Gene Ontology annotation, biological process: DNA biosynthetic process; DNA repair; DNA recombination. The coding region runs from base 96 to 2051 and encodes 651 amino acids. Gene Ontology annotation, cellular component: nucleus; mitochondrion.
CACUAUCGUCAAGUAUUCUGCCCGGACUCCCGGACGUCAAGUCCGAUCAAACCGUCGUCGAUGCGAUACCGUCCACCUGGAUUCGCGGGGAACGCAUGCCCUACAGUGUCCUCUGUCAAGCCUUUACCGACAUUGAAGCCGUCACCAGUCGACUCCUCAUCCAACAAAUCUUCACCACACUCUUGCGUCAAAUCGCCGUACAGAAUCCCGUCGAUCUCUAUCCCGUUCUCUACUUGGCCUCCAACGACGUCGCACCCGCCUACGAAUGCGUCGAACUCGGCGUGGGCGAUUCCAUUCUCGUACGCGCCAUCGGUGAAGCCACCGGAACCAACCCCGCUAUGGUCAAGAAACGCUACGAAGAGAUUGGGGACCUCGGGGACGUGGCCAAGUCCUUCAAAAGCAAGCAGCGGACCCUCGGGGGAUUCUUUCAAAAAUCCGUCGCUCCCAAAAAGCCCCUCACCGCGGCACAAGUACUCCACGUCUUUCGGGAAAUCGCACAAACCAAGGGCAACCAGUCGCAAAAAUGGAAGGUCGAAAACAUCAAGAAACUCAUCGUACAAGCCACGGAAGCCACCGAAACCAAAUACAUUGUCCGGGGCUUGCAAGGCAAACUUCGCAUCGGAUUGGCGCAGUCCACCGUACUCAUUGGACUCGCCCACGCACUCGCCCUGACCCCGCCCAUCACGCUAUGCCCCCACCAACCCACUCUUGCGGAACUCGAAGACUAUCCUGCCGAAGCCCGACAGUACCUGGACGAUACGCUUCCUUCGGAAAAGCGCAUGGAAGCCGCCGUAGCGAUUGUCAAAAAGGCCUACUCCGAAGUCCCUUCCUACGACGCCAUUGUUAACGGGGCAGCCAAGGUUCCCUUACACCAGCUGCACCGUGCUUGCACUCUGACACCCGGGAUUCCUGUCGCCCCGAUGCUGGCCAAACCCACCAAGUCCAUACAGGAAGUCUUGAAGCGUUUGAGCGGACUCCGGUUUACCUGCGAAUACAAGUACGAUGGGGAAAGGGCUCAGGUGCACCUGCUCCCGGACGGUACCACCCGUGUGUUUUCGCGGAACUUGCUGGACACGUCGGAAAAGUAUCCCGAAGUGCCGCUGUUCGUCAAGGAGGCUUGCCGGAACGUGGAAUCGUUCGUAUUGGAUGCCGAAGUGGUUGCCUACAACAAUAAAACCGGACAGCUCGUGCCCUUUCAAAUUCUGUCGACCCGCAAAAAGACGGAAGAGUCAGCCGAGACGGCCAAGGUACAAGUUAUCGUGCAGGCCUUUGAUCUCAUGUACCUCAACGGCAAGUCUCUGCUCAAUCAGACCCUCGCCGCGCGUCGAUCCCUACUCAUGGAGCACUUUGAAGCCGUGCCGGGAAAAUUCCAGUUCGCCAAGUCGCUGGACCACAAAGAAGAUGGGGAUACAACUGUACUGGAAGAAUUUUUGGACAGUGCCGUCAAGGGACAGUGCGAAGGUCUCAUGGUCAAAACUUUGGAAGUAAACGCCAUUUACGAACCGUCCCGAAGAUCGCUCAAUUGGCUUAAACUCAAGAAAGAUUACCUCGAUGGGCUGGGGGACUCGGUCGACCUGGUCCCGCUAGGUGCCUACCACGGCAGGGGCAAGCGUACCGGCUUUUAUGGUGCCUACCUGCUCGCCUGCUACGAUUCGGAAACGGAAGAAUUCCAGAGCGUGUGCAAGAUUGGCACGGGCUUUUCGGAAGAGGAUCUCAAGUCCCUGGCCGAAAAUUUGAACCAGCACGUGAUUCCGACCAAGAGUCAACAGUACAGUGUAUCCGAUGUUUUGGAGUGCGACGUUUGGUUCGAUGCCGUGCAAGUGUGGGAGAUCAAGGCCGCCGAUUUGUCCAAAUCGUCGACGCAUCGCGGUGCUGAGGGGAAAACCGGGGAGGAAGGUCGCGGUAUUGGCUUGCGCUUUCCACGUUUUGAACGUAUUCGGGACGACAAACGACCCGAAGAGGCGACGACGAGCGAUCAGAUUCUGGAAAUGUAUUAUCAGCAGGAUGCAAUUGCAGGCAAUGACGAUGAUGUCGAGGAUGAUGGAAUAUAAGCCGAAAGAUAGGGAAUUUUGGAAGGACGCCAUGAGAGUUCGUUUGAGUACUGAAAUUUAGGAUUAAAGAAAUGUAUAUUUCUGA